GCCUGAAAGAAUUCCAACAUUCCGAAAGGAAAAGACCAUACAGAAGAAAAUGCUGUACGUGCCACGGUUUGUGGUUUUUGUUGCGUGCUUGCAGCACGUUCUGUGUUGGCAGUCCGCGUUCCUGGACCCGAAUGACAGGAUAGAGUUGAGCUGGGAUGUCGACGACGUCGCUGCUGAAAUAACUUUCAAUGUCUCCGCGAAAACCAAUGGCUGGGUCGGCGUUGGUUUCACUCCUUCCGGUGGGAUGAAAGAUGCUGACAUAAUUGUCAUGUGGAUCGCCGAUGGAGAAGUUCAUUUUAGCGAUCGACACGCGACAAGGCAACAAGUACCAAUUGUUGACGAAGUUCAAAACUAUGAACUCUUGGACGCGUCGGAAAUCGGUGGAACAACGUUCUUUAGUUUCCGUCGGUCUAUUGACACUUGCGAUAUCACUCAGGAUUAUUUUAUCGAGGACGGAACGUCGCAAAUAAUUUAUGCCUUCGGGGAAACUGACCCUGCUGGCAAUGAUCCGUCCCAACACCUCAACACAAAUCGUGGAGUCAGAUCAGUGCUGUUGCUUGAUGCUCCUCUCGGCGACAUUCCCGUCGACGAAACUGUGAAGACAAUCGAAUUCAGGAGCCCGUCAGUUCCUGUUCCAUCCACAGCAGACACUACGUAUUGGUGCAGUAUGCACAGAGGACCAGUCAUCGAUAAACCUCACCAGUACAUCGGCAACAAGGCUAUUGUCCAGAAGGGAAACGAGAAUAUUGUUCAUCAUUAUGCGUUAUACGAAUGUGAAUUGAACGAGGAGCAUAAUGCUGAGUACUUCGAGCAGCUUCUGGUCGAUUACGCCGGGGGUUUUUCAUGUUAUGAUCCGAAUUCUCCGAUUGGAGCUUUAACAUCAUGUCAAAGCCUUCGUGUCGUCUGGGCAACUGGCGGAAUCGGGGAUGUAUAUCCCGCGGAAGCUGGCUAUCCAAUCCAUAAAUCUACGGACAGUCCGCUUUAUUACAAGCUUGAAAUGCAUUAUGACAACGCAGCAUUCGAAGAUGGAAUCGUCGACUCAUCCGGGGUCCUCAUGUAUUACACUGAUAAUCUGCGGCCACACGAUGUUGGAAUUCUAGUCGCUGCAAUGCCAGUUCUGUAUGCCCAACUGAUCCCCCCUGGUGUCGAGGAAUUCGUCAGCGUAGGCCACGCAGCACCCGAAUGCACUGCCAAAUACAUUCCGGAAGAAGGAAUCAAUGUGUUUUCAAUUCUGCAUCACUCUCAUCUCGCAGGACGAAGAAUGCGAACCCGACUGUUCAGGAACGGAGCUGAGGAGCCUUGGCUGUUGAACGACAACCAUUAUGACUUCAACUACCAGCAAACGAGGUUGCUCUCGGAGGAAAGGAAACUUUAUCCCGGGGACCAGAUAACCGUCGAAUGCUACUUGAGCACUUCAAACAGGAAAAAGGCAACUCUCGGAGGUCUCAGCACAUAUGACGAAAUGUGCGAGUCUUUCAUAUUGUAUUACCCCGCAAUGUCUCUGGGUUUUGGGGAAAGUCAUCCAUCUCUUGAAUACAUCCACGAAAUUUUCGGUUUCGAAAACGUCACUAUGAACAUUGACACCAUGGAGUACUGGGUCGGCGAUCAGCUUAUGGAAGAUGUGCUCCUUGAUUUCGACUGGGGAAACUUCGACUUGGAAAGCUAUCAAAACAGGAUCCGCUACGGGGAACACUUCGGGAUAUGUGCUGCGAAUGUGCUGGAAGCUGAAGAGGGCAUCAUCGUUUCUUAUCCAGACGUCGAGGAAUACCAAGAGCCACCGAGACAAUGUUGAUUUUUCUGGAUUAUUUUCAAACACGCUGACCGUGACGUGACUCUUCUUUGAACCUCGAGUGUUAAUAAAAUGUGAAAGCAAAAACGAUAA
Molecule: messenger RNA, 1882 nt
Organism: Notodromas monacha
Lineage: Eukaryota; Metazoa; Arthropoda; Ostracoda; Podocopida; Cyprididae
Source: the annotation of a GenBank genome assembly